Molecule: messenger RNA, 1301 nt
Organism: Ilex paraguariensis (yerba mate)
Lineage: Eukaryota; Viridiplantae; Streptophyta; Magnoliopsida; Aquifoliales; Aquifoliaceae
Source: the annotation of a GenBank genome assembly
AUGUCAUUCUGUUUCAUCUUCAAUGUUCCAGAAGAAGAGAAGAAAUCUGGAUCCUUCUCACCCCAAUUUGAUGAUUAUCUAUCGGCAUCCAGUUUUGGUACGGAGUUAGAUAAUAAAGAUGCCUCUUCUCCACAUUCUACUACCAGUUUACAUGAAAGGUGGCAUUUAGAAUAUGGUUCAUGUGAAGGGAAAACUUCUCUAAUUAAAUCUUCAUCCGAAAUUAAUCGACCUGAUAAAGAGAAUACAACUACCACAUCGAGUUAUCAAGCCAUGGGGGAUGUGGUUGGUCAAGAAAUUAGUAUGCCUGGAGAUAAAAUUGCACAUGGAACUUGCCAGCGGGUAUUUAUUACUGAUCUGCUGUGUGCUUUGUGCAAGCAACUUCUCUGUCGACCUGUAGUUCUCAAUUGUGGCCAUGUAUAUUGUGAAGCUUGCAUCAUCAAUCCAGGAAAUAAGGCGUGUAGUUGCCACUUAUGUCCAAGUGUUCAUCCAAAUGGGUUCCCAAAUGUUUGUUUGGUUCUGAAGCAUUUUUUGGAGGAGCAAUUUCCUGAAGAAUAUGCAUCAAGAAAAGAGACUGUACUUACAAUGACUGAUUGUCAACAGGGGAGUCCAUCAACCUGUUCAGUACGAGCUCAACAAGAAGCUGCUACACAUGAGUCAUUGCCCAGAAAUAUUUACUCAUCAUGGUGGUCUGGCCAGGGGCCUAAAGUUCAUCCUGGAGUUGGUUGUGAUUAUUGCGGGAUGUGUCCUAUUAUUGGUGAACGAUACAAAUGCAUGGACUGCCUGGAGAAAAUAGGGUUUGACUUGUGUGAAGGAUGCUAUAAUAGUUCCUCCAAGCUUCCUGGCCGAUUUAAUCAGCAGCAUAAACCAGACCACAAGUUUGUGGUUGUACAGCCAAAUCUCGAGGGUACUUUAAUAUUGCUAGGUCCUGAACAUUCUGAAGAGGAUGGCUCCAAUGAUUCAGAGGACCAGGAAGAUGUUUCACCUGCUCCUAACUCUUCAGAUGAUGCUCCACGGGAUCUAGAAGAAGGUGCAGCUCCUCAUAUACCCUCAUGUAAUACCUUAGAAGAAGAUCAAGAAGGUACCGACUCCAUGCUCUGAACUCAUUCAUUUUCACUUUGUUUCAUCUUCGUCAUUUUGCAACUGAAACUGCGCUUCCUUGUAAAUUUUCUUUGCAUUGAUGAUACCUUUAUACAUUCGUAAUAACAAAAUUUGUGUUGCCAUUCCACCACAUGAGAAACAUUGUCAUAGGACAGAAAACUCAAUAAAUCAAGACACCAGGAUCUAUUUGAUGUUAUAUCAUA